Molecule: messenger RNA, 518 nt
Organism: Chiloscyllium plagiosum (whitespotted bambooshark)
Lineage: Eukaryota; Metazoa; Chordata; Chondrichthyes; Orectolobiformes; Hemiscylliidae
Source: RefSeq, a predicted model, not a curated record
AUGGGAAUAUGGCGGUUCCUCGCUGACCUGCGGUUCUGUUUCUCACAGGCGGAGGGAUAUGCAGAGGGCGACUACACCCUCUACCACCGCUUCACACUGAUGGACUUUGUCAAAUCCCAGAAUCCAGUUGACUUCCUGGACAAAGCCAGUGAGAUCACCAUCGACUGUCCCGAACUGGAGCACCACGCGUCCACCAGCCCGGAGAUCCUGGAAUGCUGCAAGGACGUCCGUGUCCUCGGUCGCAAGGAGCUGAGGCUGCUGUUGAACUGGAGAACCAAACUGAGGCGACACCUGGCGAAGAAACUGAAGGAGCAGGCGAAGGAGCUGGACGAGGAGAUCAGCCUGAGCUCCGGGGACGAGAGCGAAGGGGAGAAGGACAUCCCCGGGCCCACCAGGGAGCAGGAGGGGGACGAGCGAGCGGAGGAGGAGCAGGAGGAGGAGGAGAUGCAGCAGCAGUUGGCCGUCCUGAAGGCAGAGGAGGUGGCUGAGCUGAAGAGGUAAUGUCUCGGGGCUGGGGG